GCCAAGAGCACCGUGGCUGCCGAUGCGGACGUCAGCCUUAAGGAGCCCCAGGUGACGGUGUCCUCGGGAACUGUCGAUGUCGACGUGACCCUGCCCAGAGCUGAGAUCCAAGCAUCCUGUUUAGAUGUUGUUGUAGAUCCUUCUUCUGGUAAAGAGGACGAGGGUAAACCAUCAGAAAAUGCUGUUGGUUACAAAGAGGAAUCUGAAAUUUCCAAGGGAAGGGUAAUAUCUGACUUGUCUGAUAGCAAUACUGAAGAACUAACUCAGAUCUCUGAUACCGAAUUUGGUGUACAGAUUCACAAGCCUUCACCUGAAGAUGUUCAUGAUGCAGCAACAUUGGAUGUCAGUCUCCCAUCAAUGGAAGUUACCAUGCCAAAAUUAGAAGUGGCACUUCAUCGUCCAGAUUUAGAGUGCAAGGCAGAACAGGAAGUAGUUUCAGGAAAGAAGGACGCUGAGGAGAAAGAAAACAAAUUUAAAACAUCAAAGUUCAAACUGCCUUCAUUUAGUUGGUCACCAAAGAAAGAAGCUAUUGCUCCUUCUGAAGCUGAGGAACAUCUGGAAGAAUCCACUUUGCCUACUUUAUCUGGAGACACAGCAUCUGAAUUAACACUUCCUACUCCUGAGAUUCAUAACCUUCAUGCAGAACUUGAUACAUCAACAGAAAAAGAUGGUGAAAAGGGCAGAAACAAGAAGUCCCAAUUUGUCAUGCCAAAGAUCUCAUUCCCUAAAAUUAAAGGUCAGAAAGUCCAGGUCUCUCUGCCUUUACUGGAAACUGAUGUCUGUGGUCCCAAACAAGAAAAAGAAGGUGCUUCAGUACAGAAAUAUGAGACAGGGGAUAGUGGAGAAGGAAUGAGUAUAAAAAUGCCAGAAGUUACAGUCACAACUCCGGAAUUUUCCAAACCAGAAGUCAAAGCUCCCAAAAGAGAGAUGGAUAUUAGUAUGCCUAUGGGUGAGGUCUUACUUCCUACAUGUGAAGAAGAUGGCAUGGCACUGAAAUCAGCUGCUGCUAAUGUGAGCCUCUCCACCUCAGAUAUUAACAUUAUAAAUGAAGGCUCCCUUGAGGUGAAGAGUCCUGACACAAGUGUGGACAGAACAUUAAGUGAAAUUGCUGUGGGCGAUGUAGGAAUAAAAAUUGAAGGUCUUGAAGGGAAAAGAAAAAUGCCUAAAUUCCAUAUGCCAAAGGUUGGAAUUACACAUUCUAAAGGAAAAGGGUCGGAAAAGGAGGUCAGCCAAUCCAAAUCAGAAGUCAAGGUUCCCCAACUAAAAACAAUGAUAGAAAUAGCUGACAUUGCUGUUGAAUCACUGAAUUUGGAGGUGGAAUGUGGUACAGGAACAGAAACUUACAGCCCUAAAGUGAAAAUGAACAAAGCUGACAAUAAGGCAUCAGAGGCUGAUGUUCACCUCCCUUCAGCUGAGAUUUCUGUUCCAAAACCAGACAGUGCUAUUCAGGAUUCAGAUGCAGCGUUAAAAAUCAAAGGGGAAAUAAAGCAAGAUGGAGAUGGAGAGGAGAAAGAAGGACAUUUCAAAAUGCCAAAAUUCAAACUUCCAUCCUUCAGUUGGUCACCGAAGAAGGAAGCAAGUGCUAAACUGGAUUCUGGAGCAAAUCUGGAAGAUGAUAAAUUUGCUGAAAUGUCAAGCAGAAUAGACACAGAAGUGAGAGGAACCACCACUGAUGAUCAAGGUACUGGACCAGAUGUUGAUCUGGAAAUAUCUGCUGGAAAAGUUGAACAAAAAAGUCCAGUUAAAAAGCCUCAAUUUGUCAUGCCUAAAAUUUCACUCUCCAAGAUCAAAGUUCCCAAAUCCCAUACUCCUUCACCAAAAGUUGAACCUGACGCUACUAUUCCUAAAACAGAAAGAAAGGGUGAUGAUUCAAUACAGAUACCUGAUAUAGAAAGAAGUCAUUCUGAAAGGACAGAAGGAGCACAAAUAAGCAUAAAACUGGCUGAAGUUAAGAUCCCCACACUGGAGUUUUCCAAAAUAGAACCUGCAGCCUCCCAAACUGAAAUGGGACUCAGGUCUGCAAAGACUGAUGUUGCUUUGCCUCCCUCAGAGGGGAGUUUUCAACAGGAUGUCCUAAAAUCGAAUUCUACUGAUGAAGAUACCAUUCAAAAAACAGGUAUUAAGUUCCCCAGAGAAGAAACUUCAACUGAACUGAGGAGCCCUGAAAUAGUAACAGAAAGAUCAUCAGUUGUGGAUGGAAGAAAGAUGAAAUUGGAAGGUCCUGAAGGGAAGAUUAAAAUGCCCAAAUUCCAGAAGCCAAAGUUUGGAAUCUCUCUAACUAAAGGGAAAGGCCAAGAGACAGAGAUCAGAACAGAAGCUGAGAUAACCCAGCUAAAAAUGGCAAACGAAAUUGCUGACAUUGCUGUGGGAGUUCCCGCAUCAGAACCUACACCUGGGAUGUCAGAAGCUGGAGUAGGCCUUUGUAAGAUAAAGACACCCCAAGUUCUGACAGCUGACAUUGAAGCUCCACAGGUAGACGGAAAAAAAGAUGAUGCUGAUAUUGAAAGUAGUACAGAAAAAGGUCCGGCAGACAUUCCCUCCACCAAAGUACAAACUGAAACAACUCUUCCUGAAAAUACCUCCUCAUUGCCACACGCAGUCGCUGAAAUUACUAUUGGAAAAGAAGGGAUUCCAAAAUUAGGAGAUUCUGUGAAGAGUUCUGAUGUUAGCUUGUCAAAGAUGGAAGGAGAUAUUUUAUUAUCCACAGAAAGGACAGAUGGUAGAGUGAAUAUUUCAAAAACUGAAACUUAUGCAGACAUAGUUAAGCGUGGUGCUGAAGGACAAAAAAUGCUUACUUCAGAACUCACAGUGUGUUCAGCAGAAUUGUCCAAAUCACACCCAAGUGCUUCAGAAAUCGACAAAGACAGCAGUUUAACAAAUAGGUUUCCUACCUGUACCCUGACUCUUGAAGAGCAUAAAGUCAAAUCACAGGAUAUAGAAGUCCCAAAGGUAGAAAGUUCUACUAAGUUAGAGACUUCAGGAGCAGGAUGUAAACCAUCAUCGGAUGAAAUUACUCUGGAUGCAACAGAAGAGAAGAUAGAUGUUAGUGUUCCAAAGGAAGAGCUAGAUAUUAAAAAUCAAGAGGCAUUGAUUAAAAAAGGAAAGAUAAAGAGUGAGAUGAAAAUUAUAGGAAAAGACAGGGAAGGAAGCCAAUUAAAAAAGCCUAUAUGUGAAUGGUCUACAGCAAAGGAAUCAGAAGAUGGUGUUUAUGUUACAGCUAAGCUGGAAGAUCUAAAGGUAGAAGAAAUGAAAAUGGAUGUUAAAAUUGCAAGAGUAGAUCCUGAAAUGAAAUUUCAAGUGAAAAGUCUUGAAAAGGACUUAUCUGCAGGGGUGGAAGUGCAAGUAGAAGACAGAGCAGAAACAAGUAAAUUUAAAACAUACAAGUUCAAGAUUCCAACGUUUGGUGUGUUGCAUUCAGAAGUGAAGGGUUUUGAAGAUGAUAUCAAUUUGCCAAAGGCAGAAGCUGAUUCAGUAUCUAAAACUGAAGUGGGCACAGCAGAAAUGCAGUUUCAAAAACCAGAAGGAUCUAUUGACCUGAAAAGUCCCGCUCCAGAUAAUACGGAAGAGUCUGCCAGAACAACAGUGGCAACAGUGGACAAAUUUCAAGGUGGACCAGAAGUAAAUAUAAGAAUUCCCAAGCUAAAAAUGCCAAGAUUCACUUUCAAAUCCCUCCCAAUUGAAGCUGAUGUUUCGGUAUCAAAAGUGGUAACAGAUCCAAAGGGAUCUAGUACUGACAUUGAAGUAGUGCAGCUGCAAGCAAGCUCUGCUAUUCCUGAAGAAACACCAGAGGCUCUAGAGAGUGGUAUUCAAAAAGCAAAAGGCAAAAUUCUAACCCUGACUGAACCUGACAUUAAAACAGCACAGAUGACUACGACCAUAGAGUCCUCUCUUUCAAAUGUGGGGCAAGACAUUCACUGGUCACAUGCAGAGGGCCAAGAAGUGAGUGAGAAAGUAGAACCUGAACACGUUGCUAUUGAAAGAUGUGAGAUUUACACUACUGAAAUACUGAAAGAAUCAGAAAUUCUCUCAUCAGAAGUCGAAACUGCUACUUUGGGAUUCUCAUUGCUCAAGGUGAAGCUGCCUGAAUCACAUAGCAACUUAGAAGUGCUGGUCCAGCAGCCAUCUCCGACAGAAGGUGUAUCAGUAAGCAAACCCAAAUGUGCUGAUGAAAGCUCUGAAGUAGCAGCACAGAGGACUGGUGGCGCUGAGCUUAAACUAUCUGACAAGCCACGCACUGAGACAGAAGAAUCUAGUGGAGAAGAAAGUUUGGCAAAGUUAAAAACAUCUGCUGUUGAAGUAAAGCUGUCCAGUAAACUUGAAGACAGCCUUUCUGAUAAGUCACCAAAGGGAAUAACUGCAGGUCCUCUCUCUAAAGAUGAGGGCGUAGCUGAAGCACUAGAAGAGGAAGAAAAAGACAUAACCAAUGAAAAAGAGAAGGCUGAUAGUAAAAGAUCUCCUGGAAGAUUCAAAUUUUGGCUUCCAAGUAUUGGCUUUACAACUUCUGGUGAUGAAACAAGCACAGAUUCAAAAACAGAAGUAAAAAAAUCAGUUCCAGAAGAUGUGAAACCUGCUGACACAUCAGAUAAUGAUUCUUCUAAGCAAACUGAAAAACCUGGAUGGUUCAGAUUUCCCAAGCUUGGUUUCACAUCUCCUUCCAAAAAGGCUAAGACUGUUGGCAAAGAAGAGGUGGGUCAUAAAGAAGGAAGAGUCUCAGAUGAAGAUAGCCCAUCAGAUAAACCGGAAAUAUUUUUUGACGCACAAGAAAGCUUAUCACCUAAAGAAACAAGAGAGGGUGAAAACGUUGAACUUGAUGGGGCUUCAUCUAAUGUUCUGGUUUCUCGAGCUAUCGUGACAUCUUCAGCAAGAACAGAACUAAUCUUGUUGGAGGAAGAAAAAGACAGCCAGUCUGAUGUUCCUGGAGAUACAACCAAAUGA
This is a messenger RNA of Mesitornis unicolor (brown roatelo), 4935 nucleotides long. RefSeq names its product protein AHNAK2-like. Lineage: Eukaryota; Metazoa; Chordata; Aves; Mesitornithiformes; Mesitornithidae. The record is from RefSeq and is a predicted model, not a curated record. The annotation marks the transcript as partial. Gene Ontology annotation, cellular component: cytoplasm; costamere; nucleus. The transcript has 3 exons. Gene Ontology annotation, biological process: regulation of RNA splicing.